UUGGCGUGACUGACGCGCGGUCAUUGGGUGAGCGUGAAGCUAAGUGUUUUAUACAGUAAAAAAGAUAACACGUCGACAACAACAACAGCAACAGCUGCACCCGUAUGAGGCUCACUAAAGACACAGUCUUACUUUCCGGUUUCACACUAUAACGAUUGAUCAGGGCACUCCCAGCACCUCAUCCGCCAGCACUGGGACCAUCAACAGCUCCAUCUCUGCAGGUGCUGGAGUGCACUCCUGGCGGCGAGGCGCACCUGCUUCAAGCUAGUGGAGCAUUACUUAAGGGGAGCGUGGGUGUGAUCUCGUCGCCAGAUGAUCUCUUGUCAUUCUGCCGGUAACGGUGUAUGUUGGUAUUGUGCCUAAGUUACUUUGUGACUUAACUGCUAUUCUGAUUUUGAUUGCUUCCAGUUGCUACAAAUUAUUAGUCUGUGGGAGUGGAAUACCUGAUUUACCAGUGACUUUGUGGGGUUUUGCCAUUCUGACUUUGAUUGCUACUUUGCGUUAUGAACUGUUUGCCAGUGUUUUGAGAUAACCAUUUUUUUUUUUCCUGUAACCUGGUUGGCUCCGGCCAUUCUGAUUUUGUGUGGCAUUCUGUGCGAGGCCCGUGAACUGUUUUCUCCAUCCGAGAGAAGUAGGUGCUCCUCACGUCUUCCUUCAACAUCCUCUGUCAUCACCUGUCAGCCGGACCCGCCACCUCCACCACCCAGACUCCUCUCACCGGGCCAGCGAUCUCCUACGCCAGCUCCUGCCUCCUUGGACUGCUUUCCCAGCCAGCAGCGCUCUCCGGCCUAAAGCCAGCACCCACCUAUAUUCAGGUCCUCUGUUUUAAUACUCGAUACAGACUCUAUCUCCGUAUAUCUGUUAUCCUCUCUCACACGCUCAUCCUCUGUUUCAACAUAGUGCGCUGCACCUCUCCUUCAACCCCAGGUUGCUCCUGUAGUGGUCCAGUCAAUACAGCGUUCCCAGCUGCCCGAGAUCCACUGCAAUAUCUUCGUAUCCGGUCCUUGUUGAUUCCUCAUUUCAAUAUCCAUUAAAUUUCAUAUUUUUCUAAGCCUGAGUGCGAGUUCUGCAUUUCUGAGUCCCCUCUGGUUGUUGUGAUACGGCUAGCCAUAACAAAUCUAUGCAGAAAACCAGGAAAUUACAAACAGUGCCAUUACUUUUUCUUGUGACUGUAUCUGCUAACCACCUUUUAGAAAGCUUUUUUGGUCGCCUAGCAACUGGUGCCCAUCAUGUGCGUGAUUUGCGCGUAUACACCCUCCUACUGCGCUGCGCCCAAUCCCUGCAGCGAGCGCAGCGUAUUCCCCAUCCUAUCUGAAAACCUUUUAAUUCUCCAGAUCCCCCAAUGGCUGCAAACUUCACGAUUUCAGACAGUGAAUCAGAGUCUUCGGAGGAGGUAGAGGAAGGAAAACACAGCCAAUCAUCAACUUCGCAAGAACAACAGGUUCCUCCAUGCCACAGCCUUACCUUACCUGAGCUCAGAAUGGCAGCAACCAGUCGAAACAGGGUGAGCUCGGAGUCCAAUGCUUCCACUGUCCAGGAUGCCAAGUCAGAUGAGGAGGCUGGUACACCCACAGACGGAGCUCCAUUCCGGGGACGGUCCAAGUCAGCUCCCCCUGCUCUGUGGGCAGCAAAGAAAUAUGGCCGGCAGCUCCGAAGGAUGAGCGAUGAGUUUGACAGUCUGCUGGACAAAGGGGAGAUGAAGAGGGUGAGGAGUGCCGGGGCGGCCAGCCAGAUGCACCACUCUAAAAGCUGGUGGAGCUACCUCUUUAGUCAUCAGGAGACAGAGGGAGAGAACACCCACCAUGAAAACGCGGCGCUGGCUCAGGAGGUAGAGCGGGUCGUUUCCUAACCGGAGGAUUAGCGGUUUGAUUCCCGGCUUGUCCAAUCAACAUGUUGAGGUGUCCUUGAGUAAGACACUAAACCUGAGGGAUGGAGAGAGCAUCUGGGAAUGAGUAGUCAGCAGUGGGAAGCCAUGAGAAUUGUGGUGAAAACAAGGAGACCUGUGCUGAGUAGUGACAGAAGAAGAGAAAGAUCCAAACACAAAGACAUGGCUAAGUGGGACAAACAGUAAACAGAACAGAGUUCCAAGAUCCUUGACAUUAUUUACAUGUCAGUGGUAACUACAUUUCUAUACAUUUGUGUAUUUGUGUUGGUGGUGAUGUAAACAACAUUGUCAGGCAGCCAACUGUGAAAUGGUAAAAGUGAAACAAGUGAUGAGGAGAUGUUGGCUACCUGAACCCUGUUAAAAGACAGAUAACGGAUCAGCCAAGAAAUGAGAGAUGAUCUCACAAAGAAAGAAUAAUAAGGGGGUUUGAGAGGUGAACGCUCAGUUAACAGAUCUCUCACAUCAACACUAUGCAAUAUAUUGUAGAUGGAGAGAUAAAUGUGCUGAAAUCAAAAGCCCUGACUAUUUGAGGCCACCUUGAAUACUGUUAAGAAUUUCCUCAUUUUCUUCAGGAAAUUACUAAUGUUACUAAUGCUUGGUUUGCUGUUUGUGCUUAACAAACUCAUGGAGAUCACAAAUUUUGUGCCAUAAUAAGGUUCAGGCAACAGAGGAGAAUAUGAAAAAUGAAGGAUUUUUAAAAAAAUUCUUUUUAGGCCUUUCUCCAGCUUCCUGUUCUACUUACUACCUGCAAGCCAGAACCACUAAACCACUGUACUCGACUAUCAUUAACUGCUUUAUAUCUGAUAUUUAUAAACAGUAGAACAAUCUUGUACAAGGACAAUCUCUGAUGAUGCAGAAACUAUCUUUUGUAAAACUUCAGGGUUAAAUUUUCUCUAAAGAUAAUGGCAUUAAACAUAGAUAUAGAAAAAGCACAAACCAAUAUGAAUCUAUCAUUUUAAAACCAUGGAUGAGCAAAAAAAUGUUGGAAUUUUGUGUGUAAAUAUUUUAAUAUUUUAUCCAAUGGCAGGGGUUAGGGGAAUUAAACAACGUAGCAGAGCCAGAAUUUGUUUUACAAGGUUAUCAUGCUAUUUAAUAAGUCUGGCUAAUCUAGCAACAGGCAGCGUGCAAUCCAUGGAUUUUGUGAUAAAUUUAUGUGUGUGCUUAAAGAUGAGGGUGGCGUUGGAGUAACUGGUGUAUAAGGAGCGGACACACGUGCCUCUGGCCCUUUUUACUCAGUACCCAGUACCCAGCAGAUUUAAGAUCAAGAUCAUCAAAGAUCAAAGAUUUUUUAUUGUCAAUUCACUAUAUAUGCAGGACAUACAGAAAAUCAAAAUACCGUUUCUCU
This is a messenger RNA of Monopterus albus (swamp eel), 3230 nucleotides long. It is a transcript of the gene badb, whose product is annotated as BCL2 associated agonist of cell death b. Lineage: Eukaryota; Metazoa; Chordata; Actinopteri; Synbranchiformes; Synbranchidae. Bases 1343 to 1849 code for a protein of 168 amino acids. The record is from RefSeq and is a predicted model, not a curated record. Gene Ontology annotation, biological process: apoptotic process. The transcript is spliced from 4 exons.